Molecule: messenger RNA, 1808 nt
Organism: Durio zibethinus
Lineage: Eukaryota; Viridiplantae; Streptophyta; Magnoliopsida; Malvales; Malvaceae
Source: RefSeq, a predicted model, not a curated record
UUUUUAAAGAAAUAAAAUUUCAAAAUCCUCGUUAUAUCUUUCCACAGGCCCUUUUCCUAUUAGGCUAUUCCCUUAACCCGAACGCCCGCCUUAUAAAUAUCCAAUCUCUCUUCUUCUUCGGUCAAGAAAAUUCCAAACCUGAAAACUAAAAAAAAAAAAAAAAAAUUCAAUUUUUAAUCAUUUUCAGAAAUGGUUGAUUCAGAUUGUAAAGCAAAGAUGGCUUCUUCCGACGUCCCAAACAAAUCCCCAAAGCUCUCUAACAAACUCCAGGUUUCGAUUCCAACACCGUUUCAUUUUUCGAAUACUUCAUCUCCACUUUCCACUUCCUCAACCGCUUCCUCAGCUUACGACUAUUAUCUUCGGCUCCCGGAGCUCAGGAAGUUAUGGGAGACGAAAGAGUUUCCAGCUUGGCAAAACGAGCGCGUUUUGAAGCCGGCUUUGCACGCUUUGGAGAUCACGUUCCGGUUUAUUUCAGUUGUUUUAUCGGAUCCUAGACCGUAUUCGAACCGCCGCGAGUGGUCGCGUCGGCUCGAGUCACUCACCACGAGUCAGAUCGAACUCAUCGCUAUGCUCUGCGAAGACGAAAACGAGGAGAAAAUCGCCGCAGGAACGACACCGAUCGUUGAUCUGACCUCGUCGAAGGGAGUACUAGCACGAGAGUGCAGCUCCGCCGAGGUAUGGAAGAUUCAUGGAGAAACGACGGUGGUGAAUCAAACCAGCGAAGCCAGCUUAUUACCUCGACUCGCCACGUGGCAGAAAUCCGAAGACGUAGCACGUAAAAUCCUCUACUCUAUUGAGUGUGAGAUGAGGCGGUGUCCUUACACUUUAGGUUUGGGAGAGCCGAACCUAUGUGGCAAACCAAACCUUUACUACGACGCUGUUUGCAAGCCGAACGAACUCCACGCGCUUAAGAAGAGUCCGUACGAUCACAUCAAGAACCACGAGAACGCGACGCUUUACACGACGCAUCAGAUUCUGGAAUCGUGGAUCCAAACGGCGAAACAAGUAUUGAAACGAAUCACUUUGAGGAUCGACGCGGCAAGCUUCGAAACCGCCACGAGCGAUUGUUAUUUGAUGGAAAAGAUCUGGAAGCUUCUAGCGGAAAUUGAAGAUCUCCAUCUCCUGAUGGACCCCGACGAUUUCCUUCGCCUGAAAAGUCAGUUACUGAUAAAACCAGUCAACGAAACAGAUGCGCUUUGUUUCAGGUCGAAAGGGUUGGUUGAAAUUACAAAAAUGUCCAAGGAGUUAAGACACAAGGUUCCGUUUAUUUUGGGCGUCGAGGUGGAUCCUAAAGGUGGACCCAGGAUUCAAGAAGCUGCGAUGAGAUUGUACGCAGAGAAGCAGGAGGGUAAUAAGGUCUUUUUGGUACAAGCUUUGCAAGCCAUUGAAGGAGCCUUGAAGCGGUUCUUUUAUGGGUAUAAGCAAGUGCUGACGGUGGUUAUGGGAAGUUUGGAAGCGAAAGGGAACCGAGUCGCGGCGAGUUCCGACUCGGAGGACUCAUUGAGUCAGAUAUUCUUAGAGCCUACUUAUUUCCCCAGUUUGGAUGCGGCUAAGACUUUUUUGGGCGAGUUUUGGAGUCAUGAACAGAAUGGGUCUGGGUUGACUCGGUGGAAGAAGCGAUGAUGACUAGGACCAAUCGUUUGAACUUUAGUUUGGUUAAUUGAUAUUAUGGAAAUGAAAAAGAAAAGACAAGAAAAAGAUUAAUUAUUCUUUGUAGUGUUGAUGUUUGAAGAACAAUUAUUGUUUGUAUGCUGUAAAAUUUUUGUAAAAUGGGAAUUCAUGAUUUAUAAAAUUGUAACCAAAUACUA